AUGUCGUCCUCCACAGCCAGCAGUAUCCCCAAGGCGGGUAUCAGGGACCUUCCCGACGAACUACUUCUUCAAGUCAUUCCUCAUCUAAUAGUCGAGCCGCGCUUCGACCGAAGCGCCUACGGAAAUCUAAUAUCCCUCGCCGCUGCGAACACUCGCUUCCCCGGAGUCAUUCGAACCACCUUUCACGAGCUCAAAGCACUCACUGUUCCCCUUCCAAAAGCAUUCGCCUUGUUUCGAACGCUCCGGGAUUUUCCCGCCAACGAAUGGGCGGAGAGAGUCGAGUCUCUUGAAAUUACAAACUAUGUAUCUCCUGAGGCUCGGAAAGCAGACUAUGGUGGCAAUGAAGAUGGCUGUAUACAAAAGCCUUGGAGCAGUGUCCGUGAACUUCGGCGCAGAUUGCGCGCUGGGCUCCUACGAUACGUGGAUGCGCGACGCCGGUCAAGAAUGCCGUCAAGGCAGUUCGCUAUCGAGACCGAAGUUACUUUCCGAACGGAUUGUCUAAACGUUAUCCGGGACGCUGAAGACGUGAGUAACCACAACAAGCGGAUGUGGGAUAACGCGCUCCGAGCGGGUCACAACAACGCUUUCCUCGCUCUGCUUCUGCUGGUGCUACCAAACCUUGAAGAACUGCUUCUCGGUGGCGGUCAUAUGUUGCACUAUCCGAUGUUGCUCAGGGACGCAGACCCGUGGCAAGGACCAAUGAGCCCGCAGGUUGAUGGGCGACGUCACUGGACCAAUGACCCCUCGACGCAACAACUACGAGAGCACAAGUACCUCGCUCAAGUCUUCGAACCCAAGUACUCUCGCCUCACCAAGCUGGAGCUGCCAUCCUCAUGGAGUGGUAUAACACUCUCUCGGGCUCAACUCAUCUCGCCCAUGUACUACCAUUUCGACGACUUACAGACGUUGAUAAUACCGGAGUCUGCGCUUCCACCUAGUCACGUCGUGCUGGCCAACGGACUCUUAUUCUCGGUACUGCCGGUGAGCCUCAAGUCUUUGACUAUUGUCGACUGUAUGGUUCUCACGUCGGGGUUUGUGAGACGCUUGCUGAACGACACCGUUGUCGAUCCGACCACUUAUCUUCCAGGUCUGCGCUCAAUCAGUGUAUACUACAUCGGCCAGCCCUUCUACACGCUCGAAUACACAGACAUUAUAAGCGCGAAAGCACUCGGAAUUACGAUCGACCGUUUCUUCUUGGACAACGUAAAGCCGAGAACGGAGCUGAUGGCUUCAGAUGUGGGAGGUCAGCCAUGGAAGUUGAGUACGGACGAGGUGUUUGGAAGAGCAAAAAUCCCAGCACUAGAUCGGGGUGUUUGCGAAGUGGCUGGAUAUUGGGUGGGGAGCAAGCGAAGAACGGGUCUUCCUGCUGGUAAAGCGAAGGAACAUUUCCGGAAUCGACGUGGCUAG
Molecule: messenger RNA, 1407 nt
Organism: Alternaria metachromatica
Lineage: Eukaryota; Fungi; Ascomycota; Dothideomycetes; Pleosporales; Pleosporaceae
Exons: 1
Coding region: 1-1407 (468 amino acids)
Source: RefSeq, a predicted model, not a curated record